UACGCGAUCGAGACGAUGACGUCCCGCACUGACGUUCGCGGCUGUUCCUCGAUGAGGGAAGGAUCGAAGGUGACGCGCGUCAAGGAUCGUCUUCUCCACGACGGGGAGGAUCGUGAGGACCGCCCGUUGAACAGCGGUUGCAAGAGCGGCCAAGGGAAUCGUUACCAUUUCGGGAUGGCGAGGAACGAGGAGAGGGACGAGGCGAGCAAGAACGGGCGAGACUACGGGGAACACGGGAACGUAAACGCGGACGUGUUGUACAAAAAGAGCAAGGAACACUUCGGCGCGUGGGAUAUCAAGGACAUUGUGCAGGACGAGGGUUCGAGAUCGAGGAGGCAGACGGAUCGAUUGACGAACGGCCGGUCGAGAGCGCAAGAUCGUUGCGCCGAUGUCGACGACGUUGAGGGGAAGACGGGAUCGGGAAUCGAUCGGUCUUCCGGGCAAGUCGAGGAAAAAGGCCCGCACAGGUUGAGGAGAAAGGAGAGGUGGGAAAGCUCGGACGGUUCGAAAUUUUCCGCCGCGAGAUCGGGUCGAACGGCGAGAGGCGACGAGAGAGGCGAUCGCGAACUUUUGAAAGAGAUCGAGAAUUUGAGCGUCGUCGAUGGAAGGUCGGGCGAGGAUCGGAGGAUCGGGGCGAUGAUCGAGCGGUUCAAGUCGAGGGAAGAGGAUAAGUCCAAGUUACGUCCAGGGGAGUGGAAUUCGAUCGGUUCGACCGAGAGGGAGGGGUACGGGUCGAGGGGCGGAGGUCGAGGUGAACUUCGUACAGAUCGUGUCACGGAUAUCAACGAUCGCGAUAGGGGCAGGAUCCAGAAAGACGAUCCGGCGGGGGAGCGCGGAUCCAGAGGGUCUAAGUUGGGAGGGGCGGAGAAAUACGGGCGAGAGGAGGUCCGUGGCAGGAGUGGUUCCGUGGACCGAAGGAUGGAAAAAUUCAGCGACCCGUUUGUGGACAAGAGGCGUUCCAAGGAGACGGUGGAAGACGACGUUUCACGGAGGAGAGAGAAUAAUCUAAGGAGGCGAAGUUACGCGUACGACGGUAACCCGGACGAUUUCGAGGUGAGGAUACAGAGGUACGAGAGAGGUGUGGUCCCGGAGGCUGGUAGAAGAGACGCGGAUUCGUUCAAGCGGGUCUCGUCGAAGGAAUCGGGCGUCGAGCCGGGGAGGAGGGACUCCUUCAAGGAUCCUCUGGAUCGACAGGUAACGAGGAGGACUUCGUUCAACAAGUGUUGCGACGCGAGAAGGAACUCGCACCGCUCUCGGGACAGAGAGUCCAGCAAGGAUCGCGAGAACGAGCCGUGGUCAGGAAAGAGUUCGUUCAAAAGCCAGGACGCGGAGAAGAAAUACUCGGGAAGGGAGAAUCCGGAGCAACGCGUUUCGUCCAAGGAGCAAGGUUACGAGGGAGCGGGGAGGAAGAAUUCCUUCAAGGAACCGGAUUCGGAUUACGGGAGAAUUUUGUCGAAGAAUCGAGACAACGACGAGGAGGAGAGGAAGCGCUCGUUCAAGGGGCACAACUCCGAUACCGGAGUUAGUCGAAUCACUUUCGAACAACAGGACGCCGAUCCGAGCAGGGUACACUCGUGCAAGGAUCGAGAGGCGGACGUCGGCUCGAGGGUGAGCUUCGACCGCUCGGGGCGUAAGAAUUCCUCGAAGGAGAAGAGCGUAGAAUUUGGCGGGAUUUCGUACAGGGAUGACGACGACGACGCCGAGGCGGGGAAAGCUCGGUCUUUUCGAAAUCUCGACGAGGCGAGAAGGAGGCACUCCCCAAAUGGCCGGUACGUCGAGUUCGUCUCUUUUCAGAGCGAGGCGGACGACUCCGAGGCGAGCCCUUCGAACGAUCGGGGCUACGAUUCGGAGAGGAGAGGCUGGUCGAGGGAGCGCGGGGAUCCCUCGUCCAAGAGGCGAGGUUGCUCCUCGAGGAGCAGGAAUCGGGAAGAGGGCGAUAGCGAUAAAAGAUCGGACAGGCACUCGAGACCGUUGACACCGCCGAAACGGGAGGGCGGGGAGGAGAAAUUCGAUUCGAAGGCAUGGCACGAGAGCAACCGGAUUUUCGCCGCCAACUACAUCCGAGAGAACAGCAGAUACCGGGCGAAUCCCGAGGGGCGUUCGGAGAUCGAUCGAGAUCCGUCCCCCGAAUUCGAGAUCCAAGGAUCCCGAGAUAGGGUUCAUCGUUCGUGGGUCGAGGAGGGGUCGAACCUCGAGUUCGAGGGCUCGAAGCCUCGGAGCGGGUGCGCGAAAUCCGAGGAGAAUCGGGCGCACGCGUUGGGGAAGAACGGGGAGCAUCCGUCUCCGAGAGACGGCGAUGCGAGCAGAUACGCGUCGUCGACCCACGAAGGGAGGAACGGGGCGACGAUCAUCAGGAUUAGAUCGAGCCCGGAAACGGGUGUCGAGAGGAGACGUCGUCGUCGUCCUGCGCAGGACGCGUACGCGACGGGAAGGCGGAGGCGUUACGAGGCGGAGGAGGACGAAGAGGACAGCGAGGAGGACGAGGAGGGCGACGAUCGGCGCGGAGGGUCGCGAGGAGGAGACGGGUUUAUACCUGGAAGAGGCGUUUCCACACCUUCGAGAAGAGUCUGGAAUUACCGCGAAGGGGGUGUCCUGAUCACGGACGUCGAGGAGGGCCAACCUUGUUUGCAAUGCGGGGAUUCGUGUUCAGGAUUCUCACCGCACACGUGGAGAAAGAACUGCACCAGUUGCAAGUGUCCCCGUGAGGCGCACGAUGUGUGCCACGAGGAAUGGGUGUCGGUCAGGUCUCGUUUGGGCUUGAAAGGCGAGGAAUCUUCGUAUCCAGCUACUUUCGAUCCCAGAGGGAAGGGCCUCGCCUGGGCUCCUCCUGGUCUACCAGCUCACAAGGUGGAGGAAUACUUUUCCAUGCUACCGGAAAAAUCCGUACCUAGGUUAGGUACGCCCGGAGAACGAUACAGGGACCGACAAUUGGCAUUUCAGCUGCCUAAGCAGGACUUAGCCAGAGCUUAUUGUCGCCACUUGAAUCCGAAACAUGCCAGCAGUGCUGACGAUUUUAUGGCGGCAAGGAACGAGAUCGCGUUGGAUAUCGGAAGCGUACAGGAAGUGCUUGAAAGAGAUGUUGAUUGCGGUGCGUGCCAUACGCCAUUAAAAUAUGGCACCCUUGCCGUAUCUGCGAGUAAAUUGGGUCUUUUAUACCAUCCUGCAUGUUUUCGUUGCACGGAGUGCAAGGAACUUCUCGUCGAUCUUGCUUAUUGCGUACACGACGACACACUAUUUUGUGAAAGACAUUAUGCCGAACAGUUGAAACCAAGGUGCGCGGCUUGCGACGAGUUGAUUUUCAGUGGCGAGUACACGAAGGCGAUGAGCAAGGAUUGGCACAGCGGCCACUUUUGUUGCUGGCAGUGCGACGAGUCUUUGACCGGGCAACGCUACGUGCUGAGGGACGAGCACCCUUACUGCAUCAAGUGCUACGAGAGCGUAUUCGCGAAUGGGUGCGAGGAGUGCAACAAAAUCAUCGGCAUCGAUUCCAAGGAUUUGUCGUACAAGGAUAAGCAUUGGCACGAGGCCUGUUUCCUGUGCAACAGGUGCAGAGUGUCCUUGGUGGACAAACAGUUCGGUAGCAAGGUGGACAAGAUCUACUGCGGGAACUGCUACGACGCCCAAUUCGCCAGCCGUUGCGAUGGAUGCGGCGAGAUCUUCCGUGCCGGUACGAAGAAGAUGGAGUACAAGACCAGGCAGUGGCACGAGAAGUGCUUCUGCUGCGUGGUAUGCAAGAACCCGAUCGGGACUAAGAGCUUCAUCCCGCGCGAGCAAGAGAUCUAUUGCGCCGCGUGCUACGAGGACAAGUUUGCCACUCGAUGCGUUAAAUGCAACAAGAUCAUCACCAGCGGUGGGGUAACGUACAAGAACGAGCCGUGGCACAGAGACUGCUUCACCUGUAGCAACUGUAACAAUUCCCUGGCUGGCCAGCGAUUCACGUCUCGCGACGACAAGCCCUAUUGCGCCGAUUGUUUCGGAGAACUGUUCGCCAAGAGAUGCACCGCCUGCUCCAAACCGAUCACAGGCAUUGGCGGAACUCGCUUCAUCUCUUUCGAGGACAGGCAUUGGCAUAACGACUGUUUCAUCUGCGCGGGUUGCAAGACCUCGUUGGUCGGCCGCGGUUUCAUCACCGACGGCGAAGACAUCAUCUGCCCCGAUUGCGCCAAGAUGAAGCUCAUGUAAACGUCAUUUUGGUGGUGAAAACAACAUCGAGCGAAGAGGAAACGAACGAGAAGAAAGGGAGAGGGGGGAAAAGGAAUUUGGAGGGGAAAGAAGAGAUUUUGAUUCAAUGGUGUCCAGCUUGUAUAACGCGAAUAUGUAUAAUAUAUAUCCUCGCUAAGAGAUUUUUGCCUUCGAAACAAAGAGAGACUCCGCUUCGGGAAAAGAGAAAGGUAGAAAGUCGAUCAAUUUUGAUGACCAAUAUUGACGAUCGAGUUAAGUUUGUUCACCAUCUCUGAAACAGGGAAUAUCGCGAUAAAAAUUACCGUGUUUCUCUUAUCAAUUCGAUAUUAUAUUUUCAGGAAAUAUAUAUUAUAUAUUGUACGUGUCCAUAGUAGAGAAAUGCUGUACUUUUUAUCGAGGAGGAAGAAAAGAGAAGAAAAAAAUCGGAUAUCCUUCAGCGAUAAUUUUUUUUCGCAAACGAUAGCUCUCUGUUCUUCUCGGUAUUUAGUAUCGAGUUUUCGUACGCGGUAUUUUCUCGAAGCAGAGAACGCGAGUUGACACGGGGGUACUUGCUAGCUUCGUAGUUUUUUAGAAGCCUUUUUUAGUCACAUUUGCGAUUCCGAUUAUUACCGAUUUCUCCCUCGAACGCGCGAAUGAUCGUGAUCGAGGAGAAGAACCAAGAACCAAGGGUGUUAAACGGAAUAUCGAACGAGCGCAUAAAAUAUUCGCGCGUUGCAGAAACUUCGAAGAGAGCUGCUUCGAAGAAUUCGAGAAUCAAAUCGCCUUAACGUUACUAUUAAUGUGGUCGAAUUGUUGAAAUUAUAUAUAUUUGGAGAAUGGAACGAAGCUACGUACUGUCGUGAUGUUAUUUAACGUUAUUGUUUUUUUUUUCUUCUUUUCGCUUUGUACACAACGAUAGAAAAGAGCGCGACAAGAAUAAACGCGAGGAAUAAAAAUGAAAAAAAAAAAAAAAAAACGAGAGGAAAAAAAAAAUAGAUGGAUCCUAUAUAUUCUUACGGAACUAAAUUUGAUAUAUGGAUAAUAUUAUUUUUAUUUAACUUAACUCACACAUAGACACACACAAACAUACACACGUAUACAUACACACACAUACACACAUACAAGACCGCGAACAAUUAUACACAUACACAUUAACGCGAUGCCUUUACAUGCGCGAAAAAAACUGCACCCUUUUCUCUCUCUCUCCCCCUAUCUCUAUUUCUAUCGCUCUGCGAUAUUGUACAGUAACAGUCGUGCAAAAUUCGAGUAUAACGAACGACUAAUUAAAACGAUGGGGCUCGGGUGCAUAGUUGUUGACAACGAAUGAAAAAUUUUAAAGAUUCAAAAAGUUCGACAUAAGAGAUUUAAAUUUACGUUAUAGUCCAAAGAUUAUGAACUAAAUUUUUACCUUUCCUAUAUACUUCCUAUUCUUAGAAUAAUUUUAACUUUUCACGCGAGCCCAAUUAUAUAUAUUCGCGAAUGAGCGAUAUAAAUUCGCGAGCAUUUUUGCAUCAAUCACGUCAAAUUGAAUAAAAAUAAUAAAAAGUUAAAAUAAUAAUAAUAAUAAUAAUAAUAAUAAAAUAAAAUAUACAAAAGAAAGAGAAAGAAAAAGAAUCACACGCAUCUACACACGCAUGCCGAACGAGUGUGCUACACGCACACGCGGAAAAAAACACUAAUUGUGGCCUUAUCCGCACGAGUACAUAAAGAUAAAAAAAAAAAAAAACUAACGUUUUACGAGAAAUUAAUUAGUUGUUGAUAUAUAUAUAUAUAUAUAUAUAAACGGUACUAUACGGUAGAGAUGUGUUACCGUCGAGAAAAGAUAAAAUAAAUGUGCAAGUGAAUGGGCAGAUAAACGGUAGCGUACCUCUAUAUAUAUAUAUAAAAAAAUAGAAAAAAAAAAAAAAAAAAAAAAAAAAAAAAUUAUAAGAAGAAUAAGAAGAAAGAGCGACAAAAGGAUAUUAUGACGACCAAUAAAAAGUACACGUGCUAUAUAAUAUAUGUUCUUACCGAUCACACUCACAUACUAAUCGCCUUAAUUAGUAAACGAGCAGAGAUUAUUCUAUAUUCAGCGUAUCGUAUACACUGUUAUACUGUGAAAUUGAUAAAUAAAUAAAUGUAAUUAUUUACAAAGA
Messenger RNA from Apis laboriosa (Himalayan honeybee), 6296 nucleotides. RefSeq lists its product as uncharacterized. The transcript has 10 exons. The record is from RefSeq and is a predicted model, not a curated record. Lineage: Eukaryota; Metazoa; Arthropoda; Insecta; Hymenoptera; Apidae. Gene Ontology annotation, molecular function: zinc ion binding. The coding region runs from base 16 to 4182 and encodes 1388 amino acids.